AUGGUGCUAUUAAAAGCUACUCCGGGCAUCAUCUCUGCGAUCGAAGCUCUCCCUUUAUCCCUACGCGAGGAGCUUUCUCUCCUUGAAACCCCUGAAUUAAAGGCGCCUAUAUCUCAUAGCCAGUUGAUAUUAAUCGCACGGAGUUUUUCAUCUCAUCCCUUCAAAUCGAACGAGGCCAGUGGAAAGGAUAACGCCCAAGCAACAAUCGCUGGGGAAGGCAGCAAGCAUACGUUGAACCACCUACUUCGCGGAACAGCGCUCUAUAUUCCUCCUCCGCCGCCGAAACCUGCACCAAGCCCAGAAUACCUUGCUCUUAAAGCCAAAUUGCUGGUGGAAGCAGAACAAAACCAAUACAACAACCUGCUUCAUCCACUCUCCCCAUCCGAAUCGAAGCGACAGCCAUCCGCAAUAUUCGCGUCCCCCUCGGGCCGUGUACACAAUGGUGCUAAACAGCCCGUAUUUAUGGAGAAGGAAGAGUCAGAUCCAAUCACUCCCUCUCUGGUGCUAAACAUACUCGUCUCUAUACUCUUCACUGGAUUUGCUACGUACUGGGGCCUCUCUAAUUUUCGAAUACCCAAACUAUCUACCCUAUCGCCCUGGGCAACACGCCCUAGCUCUGCAACUAGCGACCCUCAUGCCCAUUAUUACUAUCCCCACGCACCUUCAUCUCAACCAUUUCGAGUGUUCGUUGCUCUUUUUGCUGGAAUAUUGGUCGGGGUUGCCGAAGUGGUUGUUUAUGCAUCUUAUCUGCGAAAGGUAGCAAAUGCGAAAGCGAAGGAGAAGGCGAAGGUAGAAAAGAAGGUGUUCAUCGGGCUGGUUGAAGAUCCGCAUUAUGAUAAGGAUCAAGAACCUGCAGAAGGACCUGUAUCUGUUUCGUUGAAAGAUGGCAAGAAAGAAGAGAUCUGGGGAAAAGGCACAAAUGGUGGAGCCCGAAGAAGAGUCCGCGAGAGAUGGAGGGAGAACGAAAAUAAGUUGGGAAAUGAAUAA
This is a messenger RNA of Microsporum canis CBS 113480, 987 nucleotides long. RefSeq lists its product as hypothetical. Lineage: Eukaryota; Fungi; Ascomycota; Eurotiomycetes; Onygenales; Arthrodermataceae. Gene Ontology annotation, cellular component: endomembrane system. The record is from RefSeq and is a predicted model, not a curated record. Gene Ontology annotation, biological process: vacuolar proton-transporting V-type ATPase complex assembly. The transcript has 2 exons. Bases 1 to 987 code for a protein of 328 amino acids.